AUGGCCAUUAAAAACGGUAAAGCUCAGUCGUUUGGACUUGGUGAUAUCAUCCUGGCUCCGAGCCCCUCUACCACUCGAGGUCAGCCAACACAGCUCUCAUGCGAUUCCAAAGGCGAACGGUUAGCCUAUGCAUCUAACAAAUCUAUCUUCAUCCGCUCUAUUGACAACCCCUCAAUCUCAAGACAAUACACAGACCACAAAGCGGAAACGACAGUUGCGCGAUUCUCACCUUCUGGCUAUUAUGUCGCCAGCGGCGAUGAGAGUGGCACUGUCAGGGUCUGGGACUGCGUCGGGGAAGGUGCUACAAAGGGCGAAUACUUCAUUGUCAGCGGCCGCAUCAACGACCUUGCAUGGGACGGAGACUCGCAGCGGAUCAUAGCAGUGGGCGAAGGGAAACAGAGAUUUGGCCAUUGUUUUACUGCAGAUAGCGGCAAUUCUGUUGGUGAGGUUACUGGCCACAGCCAGCGAGUCAAUUGCGUGUCCAUCCGGCAGCAACGGCCCAUUCGCGCUGCCACCGCAGGAGAUGACAAGUCCCUAAUUUUUUACAAUGGUCCACCUUUCAAAUUCAACACGAGCACUGGAUCGAAUCAUGUCAAUUAUAUCUACGGACUCGCUUUCAGCCCGGAUGGCGCAAACCUCGUCAGUGUCGGGGGUGAUCGACGGAUUUGGCUCUACGAUGGGAAAACUGGAGAGACCAAGGCUCAAAUAGGUUCGGGGGAGCAUACAGGUAGUAUACUGGGUGUCUCCUGGUCGCAGGACUCGCGCAAAUUUGUCACAGCUAGCGCAGACCGGACGGUAAAGAUUUGGGAUGUGGAGCAUGGGAAAGUCGUGCAGAAUUGGAAGAUGGGCGAAGAAGGGUCCGUGAGCAUACCGGAUCAGCAGGUUGGAGUUGUUUGGCCGGCUGGAAGAAGUGAUGGCCUGAUUAUCAGUCUGGCUCUCUCUGGUAACCUUAACUAUCUAACUGAAGGCAGCGAGAGGCCAACUCGCGUCAUCCAAGGUCAUCAGAAAAGCAUUACCUCCAUGGCUCGGUUUGAUAUUGGCAAUAAAGAAACCCUUUGGACUGGGAGUGUCGACGGCAGGCUAUACAGCUGCGAUAUAACUCAGGGGUGUGAAGAACGUGUUGACGGCGAGGGUCAUCCUAACUAUGUCAAUGGUCUAGCAGCUACAAGUGAAGGAAAUGGUCGCAUUUACAGCGUCGGUUGGGACGACACGAUUCGUUCUGUCGACGUAACUACAAACACAUAUACUGGAAGCGCAACUAAGCUUGCCGGCCAGCCGAAAAACGCCGCCGCCGCCGCGAAUAACAUAGUUCUCGUCGCAAACUCGGAUGGUGUUGAGAUUUUCAAAGACGGUGCUAAAAUAAGCAAUUUCCCUUGCGAGCCUACUUCUCUCAACGUCAUUGCUGCGCAUGGUACCACUGCUGCAAUCGGCUGCGAUGACUCGUCCGUCCGAAUCUGCUCUAUUAACAAUAACGAUCUCGUUCCCUCAGUAGAAAUAAAGGCUUCAAGAAACCCGAUCACAGCACUUACCUUCUCGCCAGAUGGUUCCUUGUUAGCCGUGGGCGAUUCGCGCGGGCGCGUACUAGUUUACAAGUCAGCAGAUGGCAGCAUUGUUACAGACCGGUGGACUGCGCAUACCGCACGAAUCAACUCUCUCGCAUGGAAUUCCGAGGGCACCCAUCUGGCCAGUGGGAGUCUCGAUACAAGCAUUUUUAUCUGGAGUUUGGCUUGUCCUGGGGACUGGCUGCAGGCACCCAACGCUCACAAGGAAGGGGUCAACGGAGUGGUCUGGAUCACUGACCGCACUAAGAUCGCAUCCGUGGGGUCUGAUGCUGCGAUUAAGAUAUGGCAGCUCGAAGAUCUUAAGUAG
Messenger RNA from Histoplasma capsulatum G186AR, 1869 nucleotides. RefSeq names its product stress protein p66. Gene Ontology annotation, cellular component: cortical actin cytoskeleton. Gene Ontology annotation, molecular function: actin filament binding. The transcript has 3 exons. The coding region runs from base 1 to 1869 and encodes 622 amino acids. NCBI's taxonomy places the organism in Eukaryota, Fungi, Ascomycota, Eurotiomycetes, Onygenales, Ajellomycetaceae. Gene Ontology annotation, biological process: actin filament depolymerization; positive regulation of actin filament depolymerization. The record is from RefSeq and is a predicted model, not a curated record.